Messenger RNA from Paramecium tetraurelia, 840 nucleotides. RefSeq lists its product as uncharacterized. The transcript has a single exon. The record is from RefSeq and is a predicted model, not a curated record. NCBI's taxonomy places the organism in Eukaryota, Ciliophora, Oligohymenophorea, Peniculida, Parameciidae.
AUGGAUCAAGUUUGUCAAUAACAAGGAAAUCAAUCGAAUAAUCAACCAAAAAUAAUAGAAAAUGAAGAGUUAUUUUCAUAUAGGAGGAUAAACGUUCCAGGGCUUCCUAUUUCGUCUUUAAGAACAAAUUGCAAAGGUGACAAAAAAAGAUUAGAAAUUGGAUUGAUUUCAGACCGAAAAUUAAGCGAUGUUCCAAACUUUGAUAGCAUGUUCUCUGCUGUAAACUCUAAAUUUCAUCAAUAAAAGAAUAGUAUAGGUGAUAUUCCACAACCAUAAUCCUAAGCGCCAAAAAUGGAACCUCAAGCAAAGAGAAAUUUGAGAAUGAUUGAAAAAUUAGAAUCUGACAAGCUUUGUUUAAAAAUAUAUAUGUCUGAAGAAGAUUCAAAUUAAAUAAUAUUUACAGGCAUAAGUAAAGAAUAAUUAUAAUCACCAACCUAAAAUAAAAAAGAACUAAUUUAAAAGUUGCAGAAGUUAUUUGAGAAUAACAUAACUCAGACUAACGAAAGUAAAUCUUUUACAGAGAGGUCCCUGUCUAUUUCGAAAAUAUAAGAAUAUGAAUAGAAUGCACCCGCUAAUAUAACUAAAGAUUUAGAAAUUUUAGAAAAUGAAUUAAAUUGUUAGGUUAUCAAUGAGCAACAAUAUUCAAAUUCGAAUAUUUACAAACCAUAUCCAUUAAGCUAAUAAAAUUUGACUUUAAAUCUUAGACAAAAACAGAAAAGUUCAAAGAUUUCAUCAUAAACAAUAAAUGGUCCCUCCUAUUAAUAACGGAAUUCUGAAUACAAGUGCAUGAACAAAAUCAAAACAAAUGCUAAAUCAUUACAUGUAACAUGUCACUCUUGA